UGUUGGGGAAAUAUUACCGACGGUCCGCUAACACGAACAUCAGAUGGACUGCAGCCGUGGGAACUUUGAAUAAGCGACUGCUUAUUCACUGAAAUAAUAAUCGCCAUAAAGCGGAUUUUUUUUCCAGGUCAGACAGACCCAGCGGUAUAAUGCAUUUCUAUGAAAUGAGCAGUAGACUGAUCGGGGACACUGUUUCCAAAGUGACCGACAACGUGACCACCGUGGUGCUGGCAGCCUCUGUCAUCACUCUCAUUCUGGGAUAUGUUUCUAAAGUGCUGCUCAGACAGUCCUCGGACAAGGACCUGAAGUAUCCACCUUACAUUCCCUCCAGCAUCCCCUUCCUGGGUCAUGCCAUUGCGUUUGGAAAAAGUCCCAUUGAGUUUCUUGAGAAUGCUUAUGAAAAAUACGGCCCAGUGUUCAGUUUCACCAUGGUGGGGAGCACAUUCACCUACCUGCUCGGCAGCGACGCAGCCCAGCUGAUGUUCAAUAGCAAGAACGACGACCUGAAUGCAGAGGACGUCUACUCCAGACUGACCACGCCGGUGUUUGGCAAAGGAGUAGCCUAUGAUGUCCCCAACCCUGUCUUUCUGGAACAAAAGAAGAUGUUGAAGACUGGACUGAACAUUGCUCAUUUUAGGGAACACGUGAAAAUCAUCGAGGCAGAGACCAAAGAGUAUUUUCAGAGAUGGGGAGACAGUGGGGAGAGAAACCUGUUUGAGGCUUUGUCUGAGUUGAUCAUCCUGACGGCCAGCAGCUGCCUACAUGGGAAGGAGAUCCGCAGCAUGCUGAAUGAGCGAGUGGCCCAGCUGUAUGCUGACCUGGACGGAGGAUUCAGUCACGCAGCCUGGCUCCUGCCCGGCUGGCUACCGCUGCCCAGCUUUAGGAAAAGGGACAGAGCUCACAGAGAGAUCAAGAACAUUUUCUUCAAGGUGACUCAGAAGCGCAGACAGUCUGGAGAGAAAGUGGACGACAUCCUGCAGACCCUCAUCGAUGCCACCUACAAAGACGGACGACCUCUGAACGACAACGAGAUCGCAGGGAUGCUGAUUGGUCUCCUCCUGGCGGGUCAGCACACAUCCUCCACCACCAGCUCCUGGAUGGGUUUCUUCAUGGCCAGAGACAAAUCUCUGCAGGAGCGCUGCUACGCCGAGCAGAAGGCUGCGUGUGGAGAAGACCUGCCUCCACUCGACUAUGAUCAGCUGAAAGAUCUCAACUUGCUGGAGCGCUGUUUGAAGGAGACCCUGCGUCUCCGCCCGCCCAUCAUGACCAUGAUGAGGAUGGCUCGCUCUCCCCAGACUGCAGCAGGAUACACCAUCCCUGUAGGCCACCAGGUCUGCGUUUCCCCGACUGUCAACCACCGUCUGUGCGACACCUGGGACAAGAGGUUGGAGUUCAAUCCUGACCGCUACCUCGACGAGAACCUCGCUGCAGGGGAGAAGUUUGCCUACGUGCCGUUCGGAGCAGGUCGCCAUCGCUGCAUCGGGGAAAACUUUGCCUACGUCCAGAUCAAAACCAUCUGGUCCACUUUACUGCGCAUGUACGACUUUGACCUGGUGGACGGAUAUUUCCCCACAAUCAACUACACCACAAUGAUUCAUACCCCUAACAACCCCGUCAUCAGAUACAAGAAGAGAACACAGUGAGAGACUGAAGGAAGAGCAUCUAAAGUCAAAACAUCCUGAGUGUUUGAACUUCCUAGGACUUGAAUUUAGGAUUAAGAUUUUCACGACUGCACUUUGCUCCGCCUAACUGUCCGAACUUUGACCGUUUGUGCUUCUUUUAGCACUUUUUUUUUUUUUUUUUUUUUUUUUUUUAAAUCUGAACCUCAACAUUAAUCCACGAAUGUUUGAAACUUUCCAGAGAUAAUUACACCUACUGUAUGACUCUGACUGGAAAACAGAUGCUAAUAUUCACAAUGUGAAUUCUUCAGAAUAGAAAUGGUUAGUAAUGCAGUGCUUUGAUGGCGGGGAAACAUCGAUUCAGUGCUUCAUUCAUUCCUUCCUUCCUUCCUUCGGGGCGCAUACAAUUUUAUUAAGCGGUAAAACUGACUUUAGUCCAUAUUCCAGAUUUGAGUUUUCAGCCUCCCAUGAAAGUGACAUUGCAACAUUUACUGCAUUAAACAUAUGAAUAAAAAUAAAAAUAAAAAGGUUCUUACUGUGCCCCCCUGUGCGCAGAGUAAUGAAUCAGCUGUUGUGGAUGAUCAUCCACACGGAAUCAGAGGUGAUGCAAAACUUUAAAAACACUAAAGGUCAUCCCAUAUUUUAGGAGAACUUUAUUUAAAGGCGAUCUGUACUACAGUAAUUGCGCCUGUAACUCGGAUCUUUUGUUUUGAAAGCAGAAAGUUACGUCUCUGCAAAAAGCGCGUUGUGUCUUCUUAUUACAGAAAAUAUUGUGCUCAUCUCUGCAUGUUUUUGGUCUACUUUGUUCUUUGCGAUGUUUGUUUCUUGCGUUCCAGAAAAAAACCUGUUGAUAAUGUCAAACAUUAUCAUUUGUAAUUCCUUCUUUCAAUAAAGAAACUUUCAAAAACACAAACUUAAGCCAAGUUUAUUGAAAAACUGUUUCAGUACAGCAACGUCCAUCAUGUGCCUGUAAAGCCUGUGUGUAAAGAUCACUUAUCUUGAAAAGAGAGAUGUUGAAUUUUUUUUCCCUCAAUAGCUUUGCCCCCCAAAAUUUCCAUUUUUUAGUCAGUGGUUUAACAAGAAAUGAAAAAUACAUAACUCUUUCAAAUAAUGUAGUCCUCUUUAUUUCAGUUUUUGACAAAAUACCCAGAAAAUUCAAAGCUCCUACACUUUACAAAAAUACGCUCUCUACAAAUGUCCUCUGUAGUCUGUCUGGCCUAAACAAAACACAGUGUAGUGUAGAAUAUCCAGUAGCAGCCGCCUCCUCAACAAUAAACCCAAACAUUCUCUACAUAACGCUCCACCCAUACAACACAAACAUAUAAAUUAAUCACGAGGUCUUAAAUUAGCAUUAGACAAAUAUACAUGAUUGUAGUUCGUUCACAACAAAGAGGCAGAUUAAAUUACAAACAUAGCUGUUUUUCAAGU
Molecule: messenger RNA, 3047 nt
Organism: Larimichthys crocea (large yellow croaker)
Lineage: Eukaryota; Metazoa; Chordata; Actinopteri; Sciaenidae
Gene: cyp51a1
Product: cytochrome P450, family 51
Exons: 10
Coding region: 150-1643 (497 amino acids)
Molecular function (GO): monooxygenase activity; oxidoreductase activity, acting on paired donors, with incorporation or reduction of molecular oxygen; heme binding
Source: RefSeq, a predicted model, not a curated record